Messenger RNA from Mesocestoides corti, 3123 nucleotides. The record is from the annotation of a GenBank genome assembly. NCBI's taxonomy places the organism in Eukaryota, Metazoa, Platyhelminthes, Cestoda, Cyclophyllidea, Mesocestoididae.
AUGACCUCUGGAAGUGAUUCAGUUGAGACCAGUACUGUUAAUGAGAGUGCCAUCGCUGUCCUGGAAAACGUUUUGCAGGAAAGGUGGCGUCUCAACAAUGAACACACCUCGGGUCUCUUAAAUUAUUGCAUUGAUGAAUCAACUUUCAGAAAUUGUGUUCUGCCUGUUAUUCAUCGGAAGUUACUGCGUUCUCCAGAAACUGCAGUUCUAGUUGUCGAUGUCAUCUUGAAGCAGCUUGUACUCAACUUUGAUGAAUGUGGUGUAGAAUUCACUCAGCCACUAGCGAAUAACCUUCUUUCAACCAGUCCUAUUGUCCGUGCAUCCAGUGUGUCGUCUAUCGUUUCACUUGUUAAGCAUUGUACCGAUCCAAACGUGGUAUCUGCAAUCUACAACCUGGUGCUGUCGAAGCUUACUGGACCAGAAGGUCGUCGAGUUCCUAUGGAUGUAAAGCUCGCAAUUCUCGACACGCUUGGCAAUUUAUCACUUCACAAUGCGGACAAUUCAACAGUUUUCCCUGAUGUAUUAAAGAGCCUGAUUGAUAUAUUCACGUCUGAGGGCAAGUCUAUAAAACUACUAUCAUUUAACGUGACCCUGAGUCUACUCGUUGAUUUGAACGAGGAUAUUAUUGAAUCAGUUCUGAUUCAACUGGGUAUGUGGAUAAAAAGACCGAAGUGCGUACUUCCCGAGAAGGCUCAAGCGACGAUUCGGGACAAGUUGUUUGCAGCCAAAACUUCCCAUAGGGUGAAAAUGGCUAUCUUCCGAUGCAUAGAAGAGGUGCUCCGAUCAGGUGGUAAACUUUCCAAAACAUAUAUUCCCUUGCUGGCAACGAUGGCUCAAGGUGCCAAGACCGAAGUACCCACGUCUCCACUUGUUAGCCAAGCAGUGGCUGCUGCCUCCCUCUGGCUAAUGAAUGUCAGUCAGCCAGGAAAGGCUCCUGAAUGUAUGUGGGCCGUUCUAAGUGGUUUGAAGGCCGAUGGGAAGCCAGCCAAUGAGAAGGAGUCCCUGCCCAUGUGGCUCAGUGAUCGGUUCCUGCUAACUGCAUCGUCGGAUGUUCAUUCCUACCUCGUUAAUUGCAUCCAUCUGCUUCUGACUAACCACCCAAAUGAAUUGUCCAGACAUCAGAGAAGUGUCUUCUAUCGCAGUCUUAUUUUGGUUUGGCUCUACACAGAGUCAGUCAACGUUGUGUCGGAUAUUCGUUGCUGUCUGCUGCUCCACCUAGCGCGGGAGGGCAAGCAGACUCGCACCCUUGGUCAGGCACUUAUUGAAGACCACCUGAACGCCCUGGUGCAAGAGUCACUGAUAAAAACAGCCAGUGGAACACCCGACCUUCUAGUCAGUGCAAGCGCAAAUGUGGCCCGCUUCGGACAGCGUCUAGUUCGGCUCGUGGAGACCAUCUGUCGUGGAGCAUCAGCCAGUUCUUCGCAGGUUAGCAAUCCUUCAAUUGGGGGUUCAAGACUCGCCGCCUCGUCUAUCAAUUUGCCGAAAUUGGAAGCCCUAUCAUCCCGGCAGAGGACCUCUCUUUUCAGUGCUGCGCUUUAUGCUCUUAGUCACCCAGCCUCAGUUGCUCACAUUAAUUCUGCGUGGCUCAACCUCAUUCGGAUACUCAACCUCCCCCAGCACGCAGACGUCGAACCGACCUUCACUGAGGACGAGAGUGCCCCCGUUUUCGAGAAGGUCGUUGACACUCUCGUCAAGCUGCCAAAACUCGAUGUCGCACAUAGGUUGAUGCUUCAGCGCCUGCUGCAAUGGGCUCCCGUAAAGGCUGGCUCAUGCCUUGCCAGGAAACUUCAUUCAGACCUACUCAAACCCGAGUACCUGGAUGUCACUCUGGAUGAAGUGGGGAUAAUGUUGACGCCACCCGGGCUUCUUCACAAUCAGGCGCUACUCGCCAGCCUGCCCCGUUACCAGAUGAACAAAACAAACGUCAAAAGGGAGAGCAAACUGUACUCCCACGAGAUAGAAAUGGAGAUUCUCGAGGCACAGGCCGCUAAAAAAAGACAAAAACAGACCACCGCGGAUGGUGAGCAAAGCUUUUUGGAGUCCAUCGCCCCCCAAUUAACAGUAAAGCAACUCGAAUUGGUCAAAGCGGAGAUGGAAAAAGAGGAGGUGAUUCGCCUUCGUAUUGCCAAGCUAUACGCUGUGGGUAGCCACAAAAUGGAUCUUCUCACAAUACUUCAUGACACCCUCCUAAGGUGUUCGAAUGUCGAGGGAAUUCAACUCGCAUUUUUGCAGCGUAAUUCAUUCGCCCUGUGCGACCUCACGACGCGCCUUCUGGCGUGCCCCCUGCUCUCACCAUUGGCGAUCGGUGCCCACUCCCGUCUAGCACGCCUCAUCGCCGAGGUUGCGAUGCGAGCAUCGGUUGUUGAUAGGACAGAACUCUGUCGAAAAGCCUUUCUUUUUGCUGCUUGGUCAAUCAGGAUUUUGGGGCCAGCCAGGGUGUGUUUGGAAGAAAAACCACCGGUAGCUUCUUUCUGUCAAACCUCCUCUGUCGAUGAACAGUCCGUUCGGGCAGAAAAUGCUGCCUGGAAUGCCUUUAGCCGAAUUGGGGACAUCAAGGAUCAAACCGAAUUGGUUCUUGAAAGUCUUCUUAGUGACUUGCCAAGUGCGACUGUGUCAUCGGCGCUUCUUAUUUCUGCCGCCGUCCCAAUGUUCAUUCGAAUUCUUCACAACAAUACCCUGUUUACAAGUGUUGAAAAUGAAGAAAAGAAGUGGGCCGAUGUCUACAUUUUUAGCAAAUUUAUUGCAGCUCUCAAAAAACAAGUAGCUUUCCACGAUAGUGUUGGUAAAUCUUCGGAAUCUUAUGAAAGUGUCUGCGCCAGUUUGCAAUUUCAGAGAAUCUAUGAGUUCUCCUUGGAUCUCAUUGACGAAAUUGGACAAGCUCUUGAAUCCAGUCUUGUGGGAGAAGAUAGCGGAUUGUCAGCUUCUAUUUGUGAGCUGCUUCAAUCAACUACACAACUACACACUGAAUACUUCCUUCAUAUUUUGGAAUCUGGACAUACACAGAAAGACUCCUUGUUGGUCGCCUGCACACCGACAAUUUACACUCUCUUGGAACGCCUCGUAUCCUUCACUCCUCUGACAAGGGCCACAGCCAUGACGGUGAGUCUCCUUCGUACGGAGUAA